UAUCCGGACAGCCGGGCACUCCCCGUUGUGCUGCAGGAGACAACACGCGCUCACAUCCCCAGAUGGUCCAACUUCCAUAACAAACUUCCCAGAUUUGGAGGAUAUAAGAAAAUUCUGGAUAUUCUUGUUCUUGUUCUAACCACUGGACCAAGAAGAGGUCAUGGAUCCAGUUGUGGAAGUAGUAGCUCUGGUUUUGGGGUUCGUUGGCUGGGUGAUGGUUGGGAUUGCUCUGCCAAAUCGCUACUGGAAGACCUCCACUGUGGACGGGAACGUCAUCACCACCUCCACCAUUUAUGAAAACCUGUGGAUGUCCUGUGCUACGGAUUCAACCGGAGUCCACAACUGCAGGGAGUUUCCGUCACUGUUGGCUUUGAACGGUUACAUUCAGGCCUCCCGCGCUUUGAUGAUUGUCUCCAUCGUGUUGGGCUCCUUUGGGUUGAUGGGGGCUCUGAUAGGAGUCCAGUGUUCCAAAGCUGGGGGAGAAAACUACACCCUGAAGGGGAGGAUCGCAGGCACUGCUGGGGUCCUCUUUUUACUCCAGGGUUUGUGCACGAUGAUCUCAGUGUCCUGGUACGCCUUCAACAUCACCCGCGACUUCUUUGACCCUUUGUAUCCCGGCAUAAGGUAUGAGAUCGGAGAAGGACUUUACAUCGGCUGGUGCUCUGCUGUGCUCGCCAUCGCAGGAGGAGCGUGCCUCACCUGCUCCUGCAAAAUGGCCAAAAAGGAAAAAUAUCCAGUGACUUAUCAAACUAGGGGGACAGCGUACUCCGGAGCAGCACCGAGCAGAAGUGCCGCCGCCAGCACUUAUGGACGAAAUGCUUACGUCUGAAGUGCUGGAAGUGCCCCAGUACCUUUGCACCACCAGUGUUUCCUGUUGAUACUGUAAAUAUUGUACACAGCUUUUCUGUGCAUCGCUGCACAGACUGAAAUCCGUCAGUAAUUCUGUUCACAUUCCACUUACAUCGCUUAUUUUCUUAGGAAAAAAAAAAGAGAGAGAAGGUAAUCAUGUGAUGAUCUGUGUAAACACGGAUGGACAUUUCUGAGGUCAAAGAUUGUUUUGUACAGUUUCUUAGAACAGGAUGAUGGGUUUUUAUUGUUUCAAUUGUCUUUUUUAUACUACUGAACACAAUAAAAUGUAAAAUGCUAAA
Molecule: messenger RNA, 1148 nt
Organism: Nothobranchius furzeri (turquoise killifish)
Lineage: Eukaryota; Metazoa; Chordata; Actinopteri; Cyprinodontiformes; Nothobranchiidae
Gene: cldn15a
Product: claudin 15a
Biological process (GO): bicellular tight junction assembly; cell adhesion
Cellular component (GO): bicellular tight junction; plasma membrane
Molecular function (GO): structural molecule activity
Source: RefSeq, a predicted model, not a curated record